Molecule: messenger RNA, 249 nt
Organism: Linum trigynum
Lineage: Eukaryota; Viridiplantae; Streptophyta; Magnoliopsida; Malpighiales; Linaceae
Source: the annotation of a GenBank genome assembly
AUGGAAAUCACUAUGGAUAGUGUAAACGGCGGUGUCAAAGGUCGCGUCCAACGUUUAAUUGAGCACAGCAUUCUGGAAACUCUUGCUGCUUUAAGCCUGAGUGAACGAGAUUACGAAGAAUCCAUCAUCAGAUGGAGAGGCACAAGACGCGAAAAGCCUAUCGAGAUUGAUUGUUGCGUUUCUGGGAGAUGGGAAGGCCAAAAAAGGUUGGGAAGACAAAGCCUUCGAAAAGGCCUGUGGAGGAACUAG